UUUUUCUUUAAGUUAGCAGUGAAGAUUAAAGUUAUUCUUCCGAGAGGUAUUGUAAUCGGGCGUGAUAAUUUUAUUAGUACAGGACAAGAGACUAUAUUUUUUUAUUUUUAAGGAGUAGUUUGUUUUUUGAAGGAUAAUGGAAGAUGUUUCAGAGGUUUUUAAAAGAGCUUUAUUGAACAUGCACAAAAUGGAUGUAGCCCAAUCUACUCAAAAUCGAAAGGACCUUCAUAACAAUUAUCGCAAAGCAAAAAAGGACAAUGAGGCUUUGUUGAGAAGAAAUAUUGAUUGGAACAUAUCUCCCAUAAAUACUCCUAAACAAGAGGUGAAAGUCAGUUCUAAAAUUUUAAACAAAAAUAAAAAUGCAGACGUCCAGGAGCAUCCUAAAAAAAUUGACAAGAAGGUGAAUGAAUCAACAGCAGUACCUAACAAACGCCUAGAACUUUUAUCAAAAUGGAAAAUGGAAAGAGCAAAAGCAAAACAGCAAAAUAAAGCAAGAGCAAAGCCAAUCUUUAAAGUAUUCCAUGUUGCUACAGAUUCCUUUCCAAGUCUUGAAAAUGUUAAUAAAGUUAUAAAGGGUAAACCAAUUCCAGUUUUAAAGAAAUCUCAGUUUGCCCCAGUUAAUCAUGUAUUCCGUCCACCAAGUGGUUUGAAACCGAUAAAACAACUAACAAACCCAACAAUUAAGGGACUUACCAGGCAAUUGACAUUUGAUCUCUCGCCACAGAAGGCAUGUGGAAGUUCAAAAACAAGUGGAGUUCAUUGUGCUCUAGAAAGUGUCAAACUGAAAGAUCACAAAGUUAAUCCAUCAACUUCUAAAGGAACCCAGAGCAUAGUGAAGGAAGAUGGCAAAAAGAUCCCAAAAUUGCGAGUUCAUCGUGCUUCAAAAAUUAUUACACCUCAAUUUGCCAAAAAUAAUCCAUCUUUUCCUAAAGGGACACAAAAUGAAGGGAUGCAAAAUAAGAAGACAUUGAAAAAGGGCAUUAAAAAGAUUGAAAAGACCAAGACGCCCGAACCAGACCCAUGUCAAAAGGCAGAAGAUUCAGAUAUAAUAAACAAGAAUUGUGAUGGCAAUGCUGCAGUACAUCAAGGGGACACGCAAGCCCAUGAUUUAGAAGUAAUUCAAGAGAGCAACAUUAAGAGCCAAGAACCAGAGCCAUGUGAAAUAAAUAGCAAUUGUGAUGGAAAUAGCUCAAAACAACUAGAGGUCACCCAAACUCAUGAUUUAGAAGUAACUCAUAAAAACUACAUUAAGAUCCCAGAACCAGACCAAUGUGACAAGGCAGAACAAUCAGUCUUAAUAAACAUGAGUUGUGCUGGAAAUAGUUUGGUACAUGAAGAGGAUACACAAAUUCAUGAUUUAGAAGUAACUCAAGAGAACAAUAUCAAGGCUUGCUUGCGCCCAAGAAGAAAAGUUAAAGAUGAUGAAAAGGAAAAUGGUAAUACAGAAAUAGCUACACCAGAAAGAUAUAGUUUGAGAAAAAGAACUCAGAAAAAGUCUGUCUUAUGGAAUGUAUCAAAUACUUUUGAAACGCCAAGUAUAGUAAAACCGAUUACAUUUAGAAAGACUCCAGUAAGAAUUGCUAGUACAUCUCAGUCAGAAUGCCAGACUUCAGUAGAUAGGCACUCUACUUUGCCAGAUAAUCCCAUCGAAAGCAGUGAUUUAGAUAAGAGCUUUGAAUUUGUGAAAACGCCAUUGAAAUCUUCACUUGACUCAACUUCCCCAACUUUAUAUAUAAGCCCAUUUGUAACAAUAUCUAGAGGAAAAAAAUCAGCAAGAAACGAGUUUCACAGACGCAGUUGUUCAAAUAAUAUUUCUGUUUCUGAUAAGUAUACUAGCCCAAAGGCUGGGGCAAAGUAUUUUUCAAAUAAACUGGAAUUGGAAAUAGAACGAAUCGAGUUGAUGUGUGAGGAGUGGCGGCAUUAUCUGGCUUCUCCUGACAUACCUGUGGUCGCUAUAGACUCCAUUAAUGUGGCAAUAGGCCAAUCAAAACUACUGAUAUCAAAGAAAUUUGAACAAUUUCGUCGUUUAAUUGACCGCUGUAGAAUAAAUUCAAGUGAUGUUCAAACUGUGACUUGUCAAGAUCUUCAUGGGUUUUGGGAUAUGAUUUAUAUACAAGUGGAGGAUAUAGAUAAGAGGUUCGAAAACCUAAAGAGAUUGAAGCACAACAAUUGGGAGGAAAUGUUACAGCAGAAACCAAAAACACAAAGUACAAAGUCCCGGGGACGUCCAAAAAAACUAAAAAAACCAAAGACGUCUAAAAUUAUGGAAUUUAUCAAAGUGCAGAAACAGAAGAGAAGAGAAGAAAAUUCUGGCAAUGAAAUAGUUGUACCUAUAGUAGCAUCGUCUAAUGUAAAGGAAAACUCCUCUUUAAAACGUAGAAGUCAGAGAUUAUCCCAACUGUACAAUGAAACCAACAAACGAUGUAGUUCUUCACCAAGUUUAACCUUAAUGAAAAUAUCGCAAGCCAUCAAGCAAGGGCCUAAUGGAUUAACUCCAGCUAAAAGUAUAUUGAAAUCUGAAUCAACAAGGUCAACUGGAAAGAAGUCUGUGUUAUUUAAAGAAAGUUAAAAGGUGCGCUUUGUUUAUGUAGUUUCACGUAAUAAAAAAUAGGAAACGAUACACCACAUACUUUGUUAAGGUCGAUUUCGCUGGCAUUACGAUUUAUUUUAGGUUUUGCAUUAUUUGUCAAUAACUUUUUUAAAGCCUGAUGUUUUUUUGUGUUUUGUUGAUUUUUUAAAAUCCAGUUCAGGUUGCCAAAUAUAAGAAAAUUUACUGUUGGUGGAAUUUUUUAUUAUUUUUUAAAUAUUUACAAAAAGACAUUUUAAAAAUAGGAAGAUUUAACUUAGAUUAAUUGAACCUUAGGAGGAAACCAAAUAAAAAAAAAUGGCAAUAUCUGGAGAACUAUAGAUAAUCGGAAUAUACUACCUGAUACAAAUACUAAUUGGAGAAAAAUGAGUUUGGCCAUUUUUUUUAGUUUUAUUGUAAUUGUUAUUUUUCUAACAUCUUGUAAUAUUAAUAAUAUAAAUUGUUGACUCCCUGUAUACUCAUCCCAUUUAAUUAAAAAAAAAAGCGAGUUCUGUGAGUGUAGAAUUUCUGUUUAAUCUGUUUAGCGGCAGCUCUGAAGAAUCAUCAG
Molecule: messenger RNA, 3134 nt
Organism: Cylas formicarius (sweet potato weevil)
Lineage: Eukaryota; Metazoa; Arthropoda; Insecta; Coleoptera; Brentidae
Gene: mars
Exons: 6
Coding region: 137-2569 (810 amino acids)
Biological process (GO): signaling
Source: RefSeq, a predicted model, not a curated record